Messenger RNA from Staurois parvus, 303 nucleotides. Lineage: Eukaryota; Metazoa; Chordata; Amphibia; Anura; Ranidae. The record is from the annotation of a GenBank genome assembly.
AUGGAUGACCAAGUACGUGUAGCGUAGUCAGGCAGGCCGGGUCGGUAACAGCAGAGGCAGAACGGUACAGAGCAGCGGACAGACAGUAGUCGGGUCACAAGCCAGGUUUCAGCAACAGGAGGUCAGGUAAUCAGGAGUAAGCAAAAGAAUAGUCGGACGAGCCAGGGAUCAGAGCAGGAGAUGGUCAGCAGAGGUCAGGAUCAAGCAGGGUCUGUAACAAGGCAGAAAGGAGACAGGAUGCAGGUACAGGGGCCCAUGGGAAACAUACACCAAGGCCCUGAUCACAGGCCUGGCCAUUCCUUA